GUCCACUUUUAAAGGCCGUGUGGAGGCGUCCGUUGGUCAAAUUGACCUUACGAUUGGAAGCCACACCUUGGGCUAGCCACAUGCUAAAUUCGAGUCUCCAUCUCCGCUAUAUAUCCCAUCAUGUCGUGACUUUCACCCCUUUGUUUCAACAGUUAAAUUGGAGUUGCUCCAAAGUUGCGAAGGUUGAAUAUUCAACCAAUUUUUAUAACUUUAUAUCUCCAUCUUGAAGUUUGGGGAUCUGGCUGAAAUUUACCAUUUGAUGAUAUAUUCUGAGAGAUAUCACUUAGAAGAUAUCUGGAACAUAAAGGAAAUGCUUCCUUUAUGGGCCAUCAAGGAAACCUUUGCCCACAUAUAUAUUAAAUAUAAUUGAAUUUAACUGUUUUGUUACAUUAGACCAUAAGACUAGAUUACUUAUCGAGAGAUUGGGAGCUAUUCAUUCUUACUAACUAAAUAAUAUUGAUUUGUCUUGAAUUCUUGGUCUACUGCCCCAUCUAAUUGCUACACAUUCAUUGUUGUGACACUUGAAAUGCAUUUUGGAUGAUGGAAUGCCCUUCAGGUUUUGAUGAGCUGUUUCGAAUUUGAGAUAUUAGAGUUGCAUUUUACCAAGUUGCCCUUUGCCUGUGACAAUUUGAAGUUGAUACAAUCUGGAAGAGAAAUAUUCACACUACUGUGAAGAUGGUGAAGCUGACAAUGAUAGCUCGUGUUACUGAUGGUCUUCCUCUAGCGGAAGGACUUGAUGAUGGCCGUGAUGUAAAAGACGCUGAAUUCUACAAACAGCAGGCCAAGGCUUUGUUCAAGAAUCUGUCAAAGGGCCAGAGUGAGGCUUCAAGAAUGUCCCUUGAAACUGGUCCUUAUGUUUUUCACUAUAUUAUUGAAGGCCGUGUAUGUUAUUUGACAAUGUGUGAUCGUGCUUAUCCUAAGAAACUUGCAUUUCAAUAUCUUGAAGACCUCAAAAAUGAAUUUGAGAGAGCCAAUGGGAGCCAAAUCGAAACUGCUGCCAGACCUUAUGCCUUUAUUAAAUUUGAUACAUUCAUACAGAAGACCAAGAAAUUAUACUUGGAUACACGUACUCAGCGGAAUCUUGCAAAGUUGAAUGAUGAACUAUAUGAAGUACACCAAAUAAUGACUCGAAACGUACAGGAAGUUCUUGGUGUUGGUGAAAAAUUGGACCAGGUUAGUCAAUUAUCAAGCCGGCUUACCUCUGAAUCUCGCAUCUAUGCUGAUAAGGCUAGAGAUCUAAAUCGACAGGCUUUGAUUCGGAAGUGGGCUCCGGUUGCCAUCGUGAUUGGAGUUGUCAUCCUCCUCUUUUGGGUCAGAAAGAAGAUCUGGUGAUUGCACCUCUUGUGGAAUUUCAGGUAGUUGCUGCGCAGACUAGCCAGAUUUCUAUUAUUCACAUGGUUUGGCAGGUAUCGUUGACGUUGCUAUCAAAAGGCCGCAGAAUGGAUCUCUCACCCAUUUGGAUCACUUCCCAUCAUGUUACCAAGUCCAAUACAAGUUUUCUCUCAGGAAAGAACCCAUGGAUGUGAGGACAAGAAGUUUUGCAGUGGGGAAAUUGAACUGAAAACAGUAUAAUUGAAGAGUAAUUCUUUCAAAAUUAGUGAAAAGCAAAAUUAUUGUUAGUUUGCUAUGUUUAUACAAUAUCAAAUGAGGGUUCUUGAAAAAAUAGGCUCGGAGAAGUUUUAGUACAGCGGCUUAUU
Messenger RNA from Telopea speciosissima, 1697 nucleotides. RefSeq names its product 25.3 kDa vesicle transport protein. Gene Ontology annotation, cellular component: ER to Golgi transport vesicle membrane; Golgi membrane; SNARE complex. Lineage: Eukaryota; Viridiplantae; Streptophyta; Magnoliopsida; Proteales; Proteaceae. Gene Ontology annotation, biological process: endoplasmic reticulum to Golgi vesicle-mediated transport; vesicle fusion with Golgi apparatus; retrograde vesicle-mediated transport, Golgi to endoplasmic reticulum. Gene Ontology annotation, molecular function: SNAP receptor activity. The transcript is spliced from 6 exons. The record is from RefSeq and is a predicted model, not a curated record. Bases 676 to 1332 code for a protein of 218 amino acids.